AUGGGCAAGAUUAUCUUCUACGAGGACAGGAACUUCCAGGGUCGCUCCUAUGAGUGCAGCAGUGACUGCUCUGACAUGUCUACCUACCUCAGCCGCUGCAACUCCUGCAGAGUGGAGAGCGGCUGCUUUGUGGUCUAUGACCGUCCUAACUUCAUGGGAAACCAGUUCUUUAUGAGGAGGGGCGAGUAUGCUGAUUACAUGCGCAUGGGAAUGAGUGAUGGCAUCAGGUCCUGUCGCAUGGUUCCUCAGUACAGGGGACCCUACAGAAUGAGGAUCUAUGAGAGGGAGAACUUCGGAGGUCAUAUGUACGAGCUGACAGAUGACUGCGAUUCCUUCAUGGACCGUUACCGCAUGUCCGACUGCCAGUCCUGUCAUGUGAUGGACGGCCACUGGCUCAUGUAUGAGCAGCCCCACUACAGAGGCAGGAUGAUAUACUUUAGGCCCGGAGAGUACAGGAGCUUCAGGGAUAUGGGAUACAGCAACGCCAGAUUCAGCUCUGUUAGAAGAAUCAUGGACUUGUGUUAA
Molecule: messenger RNA, 525 nt
Organism: Ctenopharyngodon idella (grass carp)
Lineage: Eukaryota; Metazoa; Chordata; Actinopteri; Cypriniformes; Xenocyprididae
Gene: crygm3
Product: crystallin, gamma M3
Exons: 3
Coding region: 1-525 (174 amino acids)
Biological process (GO): visual perception; lens development in camera-type eye
Molecular function (GO): structural constituent of eye lens
Source: RefSeq, a predicted model, not a curated record